GAACUUAGUAUUGUCGAAUAUCCAAAACACGGUGUAAUACUCCUCAAAGGAUAUGCAGCUGAACGAUUUUCCUACAACGAUAUUUUAUCGUCAAACGUUAUCUACAAGCACGACGACAGCGAAACUUUCGAGGAUACUGUUUGUUUAAAAGUACAUGUUAAAUCUAAAAAAAUUGUUUUCAACAACACAGAUAAAGUAUAUAAAAUUUCGAUACACAUAAUACCUCUCAAUGAUCCACCAAAUUUACGGCCUGGCUGGCGUGGUAGCAUAUUACGAGUUGCUGAUGGCGGAAGGAUGGUCUUGGAUGAUGAAACAAUUAUGCUGUCAGACGUCGAUAAUGAUCCAGAUGCUGUACGGGUUUCAGUAAUUUCUGCAAAAGGUGUACGUCUAGAAAGUGCUGAAGAGCAGAAUGUAGUUGAAUUUUCUCAACGAGAAUUUUUGAAUCGUAAGAUACGUUUGGUACACCUUGGAGAAAAUGAACACUGUGAACUUCUUCUUUCUGCAAAAGAUAGAGAAAAACGAUCUUCAGCAUUAAAUUUAACUGUUCUUCCUGUUCCUGUGAAGAUUAUUUCAAAAGUUAAUACUGGACUUCGUUUGUUCUAUCUGACGUCUGAAUUAAUUACAUCUUCAAACCUGAGUUUUGCAAUAAAUUGGCCAAACUUUGCUCUCAGAUAUUUAAUCGCAGAGGAACCAAGCUAUGGUUCUGUAGAAUGCAAAAAUAGUGAAGGCAAGUUUCAAAAAUGUCGUGGAUUUGAUCAAGUCGAUAUAGAGCAAAACAGAGUUCGUUAUGUUCAUCAAAGUGAUGCACCACCUCCUAAAGAUUAUUUUACGUUCAAGGUUUUUGCUGGAAACAAACUAUUAAAUGUGAACAACUUUACAAUUGUGUUCAUUCCAUUACGAGUGAAAAUUUUUAUGCAAAAACCAUUUAUAAUCAGUGGUGUCGAAAAACUUGCAAUAAAUCAUCAAAAUUUGUUUACUUGGGAAAUUAAUGAUGGUGACGUGUCUUAUAUGAGUCGCUUUACGGCAAGUCCAGUGGUAAACGAUUUUUUUGAGUUUCGUAUCGUAUAUCCACUGAUAUUUGAGGAAAGCGUUCGCUUUAAUAUUUUGGUGGUUACCGAGCAAGCUUAUCAGUACACUAAUAAAACAAUCAGUUUAGAGGAAGGAGGUACCAUUACGAUGUCUGCUGAUCACUUCAAUUAUGAAACUAGAAACUGUAAAGAUUUCAUCUACACAGUUGAAAAAGGUCCGCAGUUUGGCGAAAUUAUCAAAAGAACUGUCCAUGGAGAUGUUGCUGUUGUUAAAUCUGGAAAUUUUACCUGUAAGGACAUCAAAGAAAAGAGGCAAUGUUUCAGAAUUCGAUAUCGACAUUUGGGUGGCGAAAAUACUGCAGAUAAAGCCUACAUUGUUGCCAACAGCUUAAACGAGAUACAACCAGUUACAGAAGGAGUGGAAGAACAAGCAGUUAAGAUACCAUUCUGGAUUGACUUCAAAAUAAUACUCAAAAAUGAUAAUGAACCUCAGCAAAUCGCCAACUCAGAGCUUCAGAUCAUUGAAGGUGGAAGCCGUCGGCUUUACUGGUAUAUGCUUCCAUGGACUGAUGCAGAUAUUAACUCUGAUCCAUUAGUUUUUAAGAUAUCUGACGACUUUGAAAAUGCUGCAUUUUACGCAAGAAAUAACCCAAACGCGCCAGUCAAAGAAUUUACAUCUGGUGAACUUAUACAUGGUGAUAUCAUCAUCAAGCAUUUCAGAGGCCGUAAAAAAUACUUUGAAAUCAAUUAUUCUGUCACAGAUAAUUCUCAUCUAAAGAAGUCAGUGUUAAAAGUUUCUGCAUCCAAGCCAUUCAUUCGAUUAGCACGGUCGACAAUACACAUUCCACCUGGUAUUCGAUCAGCAAUAAUGCCAGUUACAAAAAACGAGUUGUUAAUUACAACAAAUUUUGAUGCGAAUGAUACAGACAUUAUUUUUCACACUAUGUCAGAUAACUGGCUCACGGCUGAUCGCAUGGAACCAUUAGAUCGUUUCACCCAGGCGCAAAUCAACAGUGAAAAGAUAUUAUACCGCUUUGGAUCGGCAGGUAAAACUGAGGAACCAAUAGCUGUAAAGAUUUUCAGUCAGGAAAUCAGAGAUUCGUUCAAGGUUCUAAGAGGAAACCCAAAGAAGUUAAGAAUUGUUAUGCAAGAAGUAUCACCACUAACUGUUACAUUUUCUUCUAUGUGCAGAAUUGGUGGCAAAAAUUUGAAAGCUGUUUCCAUCGGUCAUGAUUCAUCAAAGUUGUUAUACGCAGUAGUCAAGGAACCUGAAAACGGAAUGCUUCUGAUUGAGGACAAACAAGAAGCCGUGACAAACAAACAAAUAGAUGGUGACCAUAUGGUAUUCAACUUCUCGCAAGAGGAUGUUGACAAUGGUAGACUGUCAUACUUUCACCAGGACCUUCAAACCUUUAACGAUUCAGUUACUUUCAUCGUUUUUGAUAGUCAUUAUUCUUCUGCACCUUUUACGUUGCCAAUCAAAGUCGUACGUGAAAAGAUUCGGUUACGUGCUUCAAAUUUUUCUGUUCUGAUGAGUGGUAAAGCGUUAUUGAGUGCAGAUAUUAUAACUGCAGUUUCAAACGAAGAUGAGCAUUACAAAUUUGAAGUGGUGCGAAAACCCAAAGCUGGCAAUAUUACCUUUAUUAAUGAUUCUGAUUGUCAAACAAUAUCCUCAUUUACAUCUAUGCACCUUCACAAACAUCUGAUUUACUAUGUCAGCAAUCCGUCUUCUGAAGCAAGGUCAGACUCAUUUGCUGUCGUCGCAUGUGCAGAAAUGCAACGUUGUUCUGAUGAAACCUGGAUUCACAUAGCAAUAAAAAAAGUCAAUUUUCACGGGCCUGUACUGAAAAGAAACGAAGCAAUGGCAUUAGUUAGCAACUCCAAACCGGGCACACUAACAAAUCGCUACUUAUACUCGGAGGACACAGGCGUACCGUCCAAGAACAUAUGGUAUUUGGCAUCGAAUUUCAAAGGCUUUUAUUUGGCACGAGUUGAUGUGCCAAACAAAGAGAUUGUGAAUUUUUCCCAGUACGAAAUUGAUAAUUCAAAAAUAAUAUUUAUCCCAAAAACUGACGACGGUACACCAAUAAGAGGAGGAUUUUCGUUUUUAGUUUCCAACGAACUACACCAAAUAGGGCCUUAUUGGUUUGAAGUAUUUAUCUCCGAUUCCAGCGACUCGUCAACGAUACUUGAAGCUAACAAUCGGCUCGUCGUUCCGCCAUUUAAUCAGUCCUUCUUAAUCACAGCUGAUAUAUUGAGAGCUUACAUCAUGAAUGUAACACCCUCAGACGUGAUAUAUUUAGUGCGUCAGAAGCCUGAGUUAGGUGAACUUUGCCUACAUGGUAUUCCAACUGAAGAAUUUAGUCAGGAUGACAUCAAUUUUCGACGAGUCUCAUAUAAACUUUUGUGCAAAGAAAAUUUACUUGUAAACAUAUCGCGCAAUUCGCGGAGAGGCUUAAUCCAAGCAGUUGACCCAACAAAAACAGAGCUGCUUUUUACUGCUCAAGAGGUCACUUCGGGUCGGGCAGUAAUCUAUUCAGACAUCGACAAAAAUAACGACUUUAUGUAUGAUUCUAUACUGCUAGAAAUUUUUUUGUCAAGUGAAAUUCAAGAAAUACGGAAAAAGUCGAUUCGAGUUGAAUUGCCAAUCAUCUUUUUACGUAACGAUCCUCAGUACCAGGUUCUACGUUUUGCUGAUCAGAUUCGCGUAAUCAGUGGAAGCGAUGUAGUACUUCGAGCUGAUCUUUUUAGCGUCUACCACUUGGGGAAUUCACCGUUUUCUACGGUUUACACUGUCCAACAGAGCGGCAGUAAUGGUGCUGAAAUAAUUGUGGAUGGAAUGCUAGCAAAACGUUUUACACAGGGAGAUGUGAAUGCGAAACGAGUUCGGGUAAGGCAUAAGCAGCAGGUUGAUAACGACGAUCGCUUUGAUGUCUUAGUUUUGGAAGUUGGUGGUCACAUAAAAACCUUAAAAGUAAUUAUUGAGUCGGUUCCACUGUCACUAGUCAACCACACCGAUAUCAUCUAUCCACAAGGGUCGAAGUUUGUAAUAUUAACCAAAGAUAAUCUGGAUAUCAACUGGAAAUCUUACCGAUCAAGAAUAAUGUACAAUAUUACGAGGAAGCCGAAACAUGGGCUGCUUCUUAAAGCUCAGGGCGAGAAAACCGCUGAAGUUUUUUCCCAGAAGGAUAUUGACGAACAGAAAAUUUAUUUCAUUCCUACAAAUUACAGCGCUUAUGAGGAUGAUUUUGAGUUUACAAUCUUCAAUGAAAUGGGUAAAAAAAUUCAAAACCAGUCACGAAUAGUUAUGGCACCGAUCUUCAAACCCCAGAUGUUACGAGUGUCAUCAAACCAACCAGUUUUGAUAACGCCUGAACAUUUAAAUGCAUCAUCACUAAAGGAAAAUUCGCCGUUGUUUACUAUCGUUGAUCCGCCGACCAAGGGCACUUUUGUCAGAGAUGGAAACAAGAGUCUUCCAGUUGAAGCAUUUACAUUUACCGACAUUGAAGACGGUAGAAUUGCGUACCAACCUUCGGAGCUGUAUUAUGGGCUGGUAGAUAAUGCAGAAAUACAAAUUGAUGCUGAUAAUGUUCAAUCGGCAAGAUUCAGAAUCUUUAUCGACAUGGUACAUUACUCAUCAUUUAAACCGGACACAUCAAACGGUGAAAUGUCAACAAAUACAACUUUUCAAGUUGAGGAAACUGUUGGUUCGCUGAGCAAAUAUCUUCCACUCCUAAUCCUUCCAUUUAUUUUUCUCUUUAUUCUAAUCUUCGUGAUUGCAUGCAGACGUCGGUCUGUAAAACAGAAACGAAGAAAAGUCAUUGUUGAACAGAAGCAAAAAGAGUUGGAAUCUAAACUCAACCUUGCUACUGAAGGGCAGCCUGAUUUACUAGAUACGACGGUUUACGCUACAAUUGGACGAAAUCGCACCGAACAGCAAAUGCAGAAGGCAAGACAGAUGCAUUCGUUUGAAUCAACAUCGCAGCCUUCCAAACAGUCAGCAUCAGCUUCAGCUGUCACUGCCACUCCUGACUCCACCUCACAGAACUAUGACGUAACUGUCGUUGGACAUCCUUGUCCUCCAGCUCCAUUGCAAGGCAGUGAACAAUCACAAACUACAAAGCUGAAGCAAAGCCAGUAUUGGGUAUAA
Molecule: messenger RNA, 5178 nt
Organism: Enterobius vermicularis (human pinworm)
Lineage: Eukaryota; Metazoa; Nematoda; Chromadorea; Rhabditida; Oxyuridae
Source: the annotation of a GenBank genome assembly